Ceratosolen solmsi marchali is the source of this 4108-nucleotide messenger RNA. RefSeq lists its product as uncharacterized. Bases 510 to 4052 code for a protein of 1180 amino acids. NCBI's taxonomy places the organism in Eukaryota, Metazoa, Arthropoda, Insecta, Hymenoptera, Agaonidae. The record is from RefSeq and is a predicted model, not a curated record. The transcript is spliced from 11 exons. Gene Ontology annotation, molecular function: DNA binding; protein binding.
CCGGUCCUGUUCCGUUAAGACAAAUAAGUAUUAAAAGAUCAACUGUUACAAAAGUGUAAUGGCUAUGUAUAUUGUCUUUGUUUAUACAAUGCCCUUAUGAUAAUAUAUAAAGAAAAAAGAGAAAAAAAGUGUAGUUUUUGAUAAAUCGGUAAAUCUAAAUAGAGACAUACCAUUUCUUUAGAUAAUAUAAACAAGAUUUUCAAAAUGAUUGCUUUUGUUAGUUUGUGCGAACAUUCAUUAACUAUAUUGUGUUACACAAAUAAAUAAGAAAUAUAUAUACUUAAUUCGGUUGUUGGCUAUUCAAAUUUCAGGAAAUGUACAAGUAACGAAUAGUAAUCAUAUAAUAACAUAUUUGUGUGUCGAAAACGGAGCAAUAUUUUAUUGUGCUCGCGCACGAGAGUCCGCUUUCUCAUUCUUCCAUAAGUUUGCUUGCAUCAAGAUCUGAUUUUCCUUGUAAUUCAGAACAUAAUUCCUAUUUCUGUCUUACUGUUGGUGCCAAAUAAAGCAUAAUGGAUGCUUUCGACUUUAAUGGCGGGAAUGGCCAAAUAACGCGCGGAGAUUCUAACCUCGAAAAUGUUAUAGUAUCGGAAACGUCGGAGAAGCAAUGUUUGGAACAAGAGAAACUCAUUAACGAAGAAAUAAAUGGUGAUUUUAAACUAUUACAAAUAAAGAAAAAUAUUUCUCCUUCAACAAAAAGGAAAUUACGGAAAUUCAAAACUAAUCCUAGCAGUACAGAGGAUUCUUACAAACCAUUACUGGUAUCACUAUCUCCAAAAUUAAAUAAAAAAAAGACCUCUGAUACUGAUGAUGUUAGUUCAGAUGAAACUGAAGAUUUCAAUGGCUUUGAUCUUAAAGAUCCAGAAAUUUUUGAAUCUGGCAGCAUUAUUCUCAAGAAACUCAUUGCUGAAGAAGAACUAAUAAAUAAUUCAUCAAAACGUCGGAAAAUUGCAAUGCAGCCAUGGAAAAAUAUAAAAAAUUCUGAUAGUUUGAUUGAGGAAACUGAUGAAAAUACUACAGAUUCUGAAGAUCAGAAAAAUAUCGUUGAAUCGGAUAUUUGUAGCAUAACUGCGGAUGAAUCUUCAUUAAAAUCAGAAAAAUCUGUAAAUAGCAAUGUCUCUAUAAAUUCCAAUAAAUCAAGAAAAAGUCGAUCUUCUCGAGGAGUAAGUCCUGGAAAUACCGCACGUCAAAAGGUUUCUGUAGAUAUAAAAAAUCCUGUGUAUAGAGAACCAUUUAACUAUGGAUGGAAACGAGAAUUAGUAUACAGGGCUGGAACAUCAGAAAAUCAAACGAGACGAAUGGCUGAUAUUUAUUACUAUACACCUGAGGGUAAAAAAGUUAGAAGUUAUCGAGAAGUUAUUGAAUUUUUAACAACAAGUAAAUUAACAAUUGAUAAUUUUACCUUUUUCAAAGAACCUCUUGGUGUUAAUGACCCUAAUAAAGAAAUUAUUCGAGAUGCUAAAAAAUCAAGAGAUUCCUUUGGUAAUAAAUCCAUGAUAAAGCUCGGUAAAAAAUCUGUGGAAACAUUACCGAUAAAAAGGAUUUCACCAAAAAAAGUAGAUAAAUUAUCAUCGCCAGUAUCAAUUAAGACAUCUCCAAAAGUUAUAAAAACGUCUGCAUCCUUUAAAGUAAAAUUACCAACUAAGAAAAAUUCAUUUAAAAAAGAUAUAAAAUCACCACCUACUACUAUAGAACAUGAGAUUACUUCUCCGCUUAAAUGGAGUCUACCAACUUCUAAAAGAAGUCAGCAGACAUUGGAAAAGAGUCCUCCAAUGAAAACUAAAAGACUAACCAAGACAAAAGUUCAAGAACCAUGUAGUAUUAGGUGCUCAACAAGUAUGGGAUUGAUACCCAGUUUACAAUGCAGUGUCUGUCUAUGCUUAUAUCAUCCUGAAUGCACUGAGAAUAAUGAAGUAGUAAGGAAUAACGAAUUUAUUUGCAAGAAUUGUCAAUUAGAAACAAACGAUUCUCUGAAAAAUCAAUCAAACUUAGUUCUCACUCCACCACCGCUGAUACCCAUCAGUGUAUUAAGUACUCCAAAUAGUAAAUCAAUACAUCAAACAGGACUACUUCCAAAAUUGCAACGUAUUCCAAAAUUAGAUAGUUCAUACCCAUUACAGUCAGUUGUAUCUAAAACUCCUAAAUCUAUGAAAACUCAUAUUUUGUCCAAAGUAAGCGAAAAAAAAGAAGGUUCUUGGUGUGUUCAAACUGAAAAUGAAUUUCUACAUAAACGUGAAGUUACCCCUUUUAAACCAGCUCAAAAUAUUGCUUUAAUGGGUGGGAAAAGAUAUAUUGUAGUACCAAAAAAUAAUACAAUGGCAGUUCAGCCGACAAUAACUUUAAGGCAAGAUAAUAAAAUUGGCGAUAAGCCACCACUCAUUCAAGAUGGUUACGAGACAUCUAGUAUGUCUACAGCUAUUGAAAUGCUAAAUCUUCCUUUAAAUACUAAAAUUGAUAUAGAAAAUAUGUAUAGAAAUAAUACUAACGAUAUCAGUUAUUUACAAGUAGCCACAAGAAAAUCUGUAGAAAUAGAUCUGGAAAAAUCUAUUUGCCGAAAUUCUAUAACAAAAUUGCAUAAACUCUUUCCAUCAACUAAUAGUAUAUUGUCUAUAUCAAAUACAAAUAUAAGUGAAACAAAUACUGAGCUUUGUACACUAUUAGAAAACAGUUUUGUAACUGUUUCACCGCCAGAUAAAAAAUGUACCUCUUCUCGACAGAACAAUCCAAUAAAAUUACUUAUACCUGCUGAAAAUAAAAGGAAAAAACAAUUGCAACCAGAAACUGAUCAACGCCAAUAUUUUAUGGUGUCUGUUUGUGCUGGAUAUGAUGCUCUUUCCCGUAUUUUUCAAUAUCUUAAAGUUCAAGAGUUACUUCGUGCUGCUAGAGUUUGUCGUAUGUGGAGAGAUCUUGCUGCUCAUCCAUCAUUAUGGAAAACAGUACGUAUGAAGAAUAGCCAAGUUACAGAUUGGACUGGAUUAGCAGAAACUCUGAAAAAUCGGGGUACUGAACACUUAGAUUUAAGAAAAAUGUUGAUUGUUGGUGAAGCUGAUAUAAUAUGGAAACAAUUUAUUACUAUAAUACCAAGAGUUACAAGCCUUCUUAAACUGGAAUUAUGUAGAUGUCCUGCAGUGGUUGUAGAAGAAGUUAUGAGAAAUUGUCCACAAUUAGAAGUUUUGAGUGCUAUGUCGAUAAAAUGUGAUUCUCUUAAUUUGGAAGCCAUGAACAAUUUAAGUCAUUGUAGUGAAUUAAGAUUAAAAGCUAUAAGUGGGAUGGCAUUACAAGGAGAUUUGACACCUUUAUUGAAUCUGUCAAAAAUAACUCAUUUGAGUUUAACAUCGGUAAAAGAUUUAGGUAAAAAAAAAAUUGAAAUUUUGCAAUCCUUACGAGAUCUAGAAACGUUGGAGCUGGGGGAGUGUUCGGAUUUUCCCGAUAAAUUUGGUACUGGUGUAUUAAUUAAAUUACAAAAUUUAGAACGACUACGUCUAGAAAAAGGUCAAGGUUCUUGUUGCACUUUUGAUAUUCUUGAAGGAAUUUCUAAAUUAGAAAACUUGACUCAAUUAGAAUUAGUUAAUUUUGACGUGAAAAAUGGUUUUGACAAAUGCUUGGCAAAUUGCAAGAAAAUAAAAAGAUUAUUAAUUAUUCCAACGUAUGUAUCUCAAUCAGCAACAUCUAACAAUAUGAUCUUGGGCGGUGUAACAGAAUUAUCGAAUAAUUUGACACAUUUUGUGUGGGGUGUUACACAAGAGUUAUUACGAGUAACAGAAUUAUUCGUAGAUCAAUGUAAUCAAAUGAACAAGCAAAUUACUGGAGAUUCUAUUCCAGUGUUAAAACCAGUUCCUUGUUUAAAAUUGAUAGAAGAUAUUGUGGGAGAAAAAGAUAAUCAAAAAGAUGAUAAACAACAACCAAAUAUAAGUAAUCCACAAGUCGAAAUAUUACCAUUACCUCAUCUACAAAAACUACUUUUAACUGCGUUACCAAAGACGCGUGUAAAGAUUUUAAAAAUUCCGUUUCAUGCUACAUGGAGACAAAGUAUUUCCGAUAGCACAUCUCAAUAAUAUUUAUAAACAUUAUAUAAGAAUUUUUAUACAACUACAAGAUAAUAAAUUUGCAU